This is a messenger RNA of Chrysochloris asiatica (Cape golden mole), 2094 nucleotides long. RefSeq names its product coiled-coil domain containing 157 (gene CCDC157). The coding region runs from base 1 to 2094 and encodes 697 amino acids. The transcript has 10 exons. The record is from RefSeq and is a predicted model, not a curated record. Lineage: Eukaryota; Metazoa; Chordata; Mammalia; Afrosoricida; Chrysochloridae.
AUGGCGCACCUCCUGGGCAGCCAGGCCUGCAUGGACAGCCUGCGCAAAGACCUCACCGACCUGCAGGGCACCAUCGUGGACGUGUUCUCCCGUGCCGGGCCUGUGUGCUUCCCCUCCUGGAAGUUCCCUGACCGCGUGGCCUGCGACCUGGACAUGGUGGCCUUGUUGGAGCACUAUGACCAUGUGCCCAGUGACCCCGAGUUCACGCAGCUAUCCCAUGCUGUGCUGCUGGAGCUGGUCAUUGACAGGCUUCUGCUACUGCUUCAGAGCUGCACGAACUACCUGGAGAACCUGGGCUCGGAGCAGACGGUGCCCCCCACCCAGGCCACAGGGCCCUGCAUGUCUGUGGGGCUGACGGUGCGGCGCUUCUGGAACAGCCUGCUGAGGGUGGGUGUUUUCUACCAGCAGGCAGCUCCCCAGAAAAGGGCACACCAUGGGGAGACGCCCACCUCCAAGCCCACAGCCAAGGGUGAACCAGCCAGGAGUCCUGAACUUGUGACAGCCAAGUUUAUCAAGCCGCCUUCUCCAACACCAGACUUGUCUCAAAUCUGCGAAGAGGCGGACACCAUUCCUACCAGAGUCUCCCAACAGCGCCCAUCCCAAACUGCCAAGAGCACCAGGAGUAUCCACACCCAGACGGUGGAGACGGCCCUGGUGCCCUGUGACGCAUGCACAAGUGUCCAGGGCAGCCUACGGGAGGUGGGCAAGGUGGUCAUCAGCCUGUGUCAGAGCCAGAACCUGCCCUCAUCCUUAGGUCAGUUCCAGCAGCUGGUACAGGACAGCAUGGGGCUCAAGCCAUUGCCGGCCGCCACUGUGGGCCGCUGGGUGGCAGAGCAGAGCAAAGACCUGAUGCGCCUCAGUAAGCAUGUGGGGGCCCUGACGCAGCUGGUCGGGCCCCUCCGAACCCAGCUGGAGGAGGCCGAGGGUCAGAAGGAUGGACUGAGGAAGCAGGUGGGCGAGCUGGAGCAGGCUCUGGAGCAGGAACAGGGGGUACGGCGGCAGCAGGCGGAGGAGGCUGAGCAGCACCUGGCUGAGUGGAAGAGCAACAGGCAGCAGCUGCUUGCAGAAACAAGUGACUUGAAGACAAAGAUGACCAUCCUGGAGGGGGAGCUAAAGCAAAAGCAGGAGUCCAUGCAGGCUGUAGAGGCAAAGGCCCAGCAGCUGUGUGCAGAGGCUGAACUCCGAAUGGCGGCCGAGAGGCAGGUGCAGCAACUGGAGGGGCAGGUGAAGCUGCUGGCAGGGCGGCUGGAUGAGGCCAGCCAGCAGAUCUGUUGGGCCAGCACAGAGUUGGACAAGGAGAAGGCCCGAGUUGACAGCAUGGUCCGUCACCAGGAGUCCCUGCAGACCAAACAGAGAGCGUUGCUGCAGCAGCUAGACAGCCUGGACCAGGAGCGGGAGGAGCUUCAGGGCAGCCUGGCCGAGGCCGAGGCACAACGGGCCCACGUGGAGGAGCAGCUGCAGAGUCUACAGAGCGAGAAGGAACAGGGGCAGUGGGCUACGGACCUGCAGCUGACCAUCUCAGAGCUGGAACGGGAGCUCCUGGAGCUGAAGGAGCGGGAGCGGCUGCUGGUGGCCUUCCCGGACCUGCACAGGCCCCUGGAGAGUCAAAUCCAAAGCUCCGGCAAUGUCACGGACGACAUGGAGAGGCAGGUGCAGGCCAACAACAUUCGCAUCCAGGUGCUGCAGGAAGAGAACGGGCGGCUCCGGGCCAUGUUAUCCAAGAUCAGGGAGGUGGCCCAGCAGGGGGGCCUCCAGCUGAUCCCCCAGGACCAGCUCUGGUGUCCUCUCACCGAGGGAACCCCAAGAACAGUGUACCCAGUCCAGGGCCGGAGAGCCUCCCCAGGGUCCCUGGGCAGGCGGCCACCACCCAGCAGUAGAAAGAGCAGUGCGGGCAGGACCCUGUCAGGCCAGCCCCAAGCAUCCCCACCUCAGCAGCCCAGCAGCCAGCCUAGCAAGUCCCCCCUGGAGGAUGUACCCCACUCAGCCAUCUGCUCCCAGAACCCCAUCCGAGCCUUGGCCAGGCUGAGGAGAAGACUCUCACCUUGUCGGGGCCAGGCAGGCUCUACAUACCAGCCCCAGGAGCGGCCCACGUAG